GUUUACAUGCGUGGUGGUUGCCCCCCCACCCGUCCUGAACCGGAAUUUCCCCAACUUUGCCAAGGCAUCGCGAUUCGCCGCACCAACACCUUGGAUUUGAUUUCAGUUUUCGCAGCUCAACGUGCAUGAUGCGAGUACAAUAAUAUCAACAAGAAUUCGGGCAUAGGGUUGAUUUCUGUAUAUCAAGACAUGCCUCUAUACUGACUCUCCAAGGACCCCGUUCCUUUUCGACCAGAAUGGCCGCCAACCCAGAAACGAUAAUAAUCCCUUCCUCCUCGCCAGAACAAAAUUGGGCUCGUUCGGUGUCGCCAUGCACUCCAGAGCGCCUACUUGGCAUUCUGUCACACGACUCAUCGCCUCCGUCCUUGUUCUCCUCUUCUCGGUUAUUCAAGCCCCCGACAGCUACGAAGCGUCGAGCGAUCUCUCAGGCAUCACAAUCACCUCUUAGGGAAGAAAUAGGAAAAGAGAAUCUUCCCAUCACGAAUACCAAAAAAAGUGCCUCCUCAAAAAAUGGAGACAAGCCAAAGACCGUUCGAAAAAAGGGAGGAGAGCCGGAGGUCUCAAAAGAAUCGACUCCUAAGCCGAGAACAACAGCACGAAAUCGAAAGGGCGCGAAGCAAGAGGAGGCCAAAAAUAAGACUAUAACAGGACGAGUCGCAAAAAACGCAGCUCCAAAGGCGAAGGAUAGUUCUGGAAAAGAAAUUAUUCUUCUAGAUAUGACUGGAAAGGAAGCGCCGCAAAGGAAAGCGCGAGCUCGGAACAAUCUGGAAUUGCACGGCUUGAACUUAGAGGAGGCUAUCAAGCGAAGACUGGAUUGGACGCCUCCAAAAUCAACACCGUUCUUUCCAAUCGAUAAUGGUGAUAUUACUCAGGACACUGGCAACGCUUCCAUGUUCAGUGGCCUUUUUCACGACUAUAGUUUCCGUCGAGUGAAAAGUUCAAUCGAUGACCAUGCUCCUUCUGGCACAGACGGUCUUCCUACAAAGCGACGGCGUAUAGAGCUCGUCGAAGGAUUGAUACAGGAAACAAGUGCAUUCGGCAAAAGGUCAGAUGGUUCACACAAAUCAACCGCGGCAGACACGAAUGGAGGGGCCAAAACUUCUAGAGACAAAUCCAUUCCAAAACAGAAAAGAGUCAAGACGAUCACAGCAUUAGUGACAUCGCGAUACGAGCCGGUUGAAGAAUAUGCUACGAAGCAGAAUCAUUUAUUUGAGGACAAUAUAGCAGACAAUAACGCAGACGAUUCUAGCACAAAGAAGCGGAAUAAGAAGAAUAAGAAAGUAACAUCAACAAAGAAAAAGGAGCCUGAGUACAUCAUACUCUCGCCAGAAGCGGUGACCAAGUCCCUCGAUAGCCAGGAUAUUCUAUUUGGGACUUGUAGUCAGCUUGAAACAGACGAUCAUCCAACUGUUGUCAGAGAAACACAAAAGGCCUUGGCAGCCUCCGAAAAAAUCACUGGAAGCAGCUUCACGUUAAGUAGUACAUCUUCACAGGUGUCGACAAAGGGUCUGACUUCAAGAUUCAAUGGCUCUGGAGAGCUCUGGUCUGCGGCAGCUAGAAAUUCGGAUGGAUUUGUCGUACAGCCUGAAUUCAUUGAUAUGACCACAUCCCCAGCUAUAUAUCCAUUGAAGAGCCAAAUUACUUUUGAAGAUGAGGGUAUACGGAAUACAAAAACGAAAGACUUGCCUCUAACUCUCCCAGAACGAACUCUUCCCAAGGAAACCGCAUCUAGAAAGAAGAUGAUCCAUGUUUCAGAUACAAACCACGAAAAUUCCUCUGUUACCGAACAUACCCUGGGUUCUCAGGAGCGUUCCUCAACUCAAACAUCAGACAUGCCCCGAUACACUGGCUUCACAGACGAUGAGCUUCGCAAGAAAGUUGCUUCAUACGGAUUCAAGUCGAUUAAAGGUCGAAAUAAGAUGAUAUCUUUGCUUGAGAAGUGCUGGGAGAGCAAACAAACUGCUCCGAUGUCGACAACUGAAGAUAUCCCAAAAACAUCUACUACGACGGCAACCACUAAUUCUCCUGCUCCUAUGACUACUGAUGGCUGUGGUGAAAACCAGAGUAAAACAAAGCAGAAACAGCCAGGACGAGCCAAAAAACCCAAAACUUCAGAUACAUCGAAUUCUUCAUCGAAAGCUCAAAAGACAGGAAAGCUGCAGUCACAGUCAAUAUCCAAGCCGUCCAGCAAAAAGAACGAAACUUGUCAACCUCAGCAUUCGUCUUUUGUAUUUGUUGAAGAAAUUCAAGAUUCCGAAGAUGAUUCAAUACCAUCUCCCACUCGUAUACAAAUGCGAUUCAACGCCAGUCGUCAGAGCACCCCUGCGGCUAGUCUUCCUCUUGGUACCCGGCCGACGUUCAGCCCUAAAGGCACUUCAAAAUGUCCACCAAAAAACACAGGAACAUGUGGCAAUCUUUCCGAAUUAUCAAACCAAAUCACAAAAGCUAUUCGAUCGCAGCCGCGCUCCUUGGUUGGGUCGAAGCGGGGGCCGCAGCUCACUUGGCACGAAAAGAUACUACUCUAUGACCCCGUGAUUUUGGAAGACCUUGCAACAUGGCUCAACACCGAAGGGCUGGGAUUGAUUGGAGAGGAUCGAGAAGUAAGUGCCGGAUUGGUACGAGAAUGGUGCGAGAGUAAAGGUGUCUGCUGUACAUAUCGGCCUAAAGUGGCUAUGGGCAAAACGAAUAUAUAGAUUUAUGCAGUGAACUUCACUGCAAGGUCGCCUACUGUUUUAGGUAGGCCUUUAUUGGUAGAUA
This is a messenger RNA of Talaromyces proteolyticus, 2757 nucleotides long. RefSeq lists its product as uncharacterized. Gene Ontology annotation, molecular function: 5'-flap endonuclease activity. Gene Ontology annotation, cellular component: nucleus; Slx1-Slx4 complex. The record is from RefSeq and is a predicted model, not a curated record. The transcript has 2 exons. The coding region runs from base 237 to 2693 and encodes 818 amino acids. Gene Ontology annotation, biological process: DNA replication; DNA repair. Lineage: Eukaryota; Fungi; Ascomycota; Eurotiomycetes; Eurotiales; Trichocomaceae.